CGCCUCUUCAGCUUUGAGCCAGUGCCCUCCCUCAGGGCCUUGCAAGUACUCAAGCCCCGAGGCCGCGUCGCCGCUAUCGCCCACCGCGGCGGCGGCCACGACGCGCCUGAGAACACCCUGGCGGCCAUCCGACAGCUAAGAAUGGAGCAACAGGUGUGGAGUUGGACCUUGAGUUUACUUCUGACGGGAUUCCUGUCUUAAUGCAUGAUAGCACAGUGGAUAGGACGACUGAUGGGACUGGUCGACUGUGUGAUUUGACAUUUGAACAAAUUAGGAAACUUAAUCCUGCAGCAAAUCACAGGUUGAGGAAUAAUUUCCCUGAUGAAAAGAUCCCCACCCUGAGAGAAGCCGUUGCAGAGUGCCUAAACCAUAACCUCACAAUCUACUUUGAUGUCAAAGGCCAUGCAAAUAUGGCUACUGUUGCUCUAAAGAAAGCUUAUCUGGAGUUUCCUCAGUUAUACAAUAAUAGUAUCGUCUGCUCUUUCUUGCCAGAUGUUAUUUACAAGAUGAGACAGGCAGAUCAGAAUGUAGUAACAGCUUUAACUCACAGACCUUGGAGCCUUAGUUAUACAGGUGAUGGGAAACCACGUUAUAAUUCUGUCUGGAAACAGUCCGUAUUUGUGAUGAUGGACAUUUUGCUCGAUUGGAGCAUGCAUAAUAUCUUGUGGUACCUGUGUGGAAUUUCAGCUUUCCUCAUGCAAAAGGAUUUUGUAUCCCCGGCCUACUUGAAUAAGUGGUCAGCUAAAGGAAUCCAGGUUGUUGGUUGGACUGUUAAUACUUUUGAUGAAAAAAGUUACUACGAAUCCCAUCUUGCUUCCAGCUACAUCACUGACAGCAUGUUGGAAGACUGUGCACCUCAGUUCUAGACUGUUGCCCCAUGGAGGAAACAUGGGAUCCGAAACUGCCUGCUGGCCUCAUGCAGGGAUAUCAGAACACCUGUGUGCUAGCCCAAGCCCUGGGGGAUCAGGUGACUCACACAAGCAAUGGUCGGGAAUUGCAUUUUUAUCUGAACCAAAGCAAAACCCAGUGUCGCCACCACACUCCAUGGAAUGUCUGAGUUCAACACUGUUGCUCUUGGAAAAUCUGGGCCUGAGAUAAGGUCCCACAGCUCCUGCCCCAUCCUAGCUGAGAUGCACACCGAGACCCAAUGAGAAUAAGCACAGAUUGAGUUGUGCAAUUUGGGGAUACAGGUGCAAAUGCAUAGGAAAUGCAUGACUGCUCAGAGUUGACAUUUUUAAAACUUGGCACACUUAUGUAAUGUGAUUUCAAAUAAUUUGUAUUCCACUACAUUAACAAUGUACUAUAGAUUUCAAACUUGUGACCAUACUAAUAAAAUCAUUAAAAAGAGCAUUAAGGGAAAAUUGAGUUCCAAGCAUCAUAUACUAAGGUGUUAGGAAUUUAGGGAAGCUACUGUUUGCAAUCCAGGGAACAGGGGCAACAGCCUUUGGGAAGGCUUCAAUGUACAGCAACCAAAAUGGUAAGGAAGUCUUAAAACCACUUUGAGGAAUUGGUUUAUGGCAUCUCAAAAUAGCAGCUACAAACCACCAGGUGGCACAGUUGCACUUUUUCAGGCUUACUAGGUAGGAAGCUCUACCCCGGAUGAACAUAGAAAAUUAGAACUGGAAAAAACUUGCAAGAACAUCUAGGCUAAUUUUUAGGAAAUUAAAACCUGUGGAAGGGAAGGGCCUUGUUCAAAAAUCACACAGCUGGUAACAUAGCAGAGCCUGGCUUUCAUGGUAAUGAAAUUAUUAAAUAAAUUAUUUACUGUGGAAAACUUGGGAAAGCCGGAAACUGUGUAAGGUGGAAACCUGUCAGAGAAGGAAAACUCAAGUAUUUUCCACUAAAAGGAGCGAUGAAAAAUUGGUAAGACUACAACCUGUCAAAGGCAGAAAACUUG
Molecule: messenger RNA, 1897 nt
Organism: Trichechus manatus latirostris (Florida manatee)
Lineage: Eukaryota; Metazoa; Chordata; Mammalia; Sirenia; Trichechidae
Gene: GDE1
Product: glycerophosphodiester phosphodiesterase 1
Exons: 6
Coding region: 201-866 (221 amino acids)
Biological process (GO): N-acylethanolamine metabolic process; ethanolamine metabolic process; phospholipid metabolic process
Cellular component (GO): plasma membrane
Molecular function (GO): glycerophosphodiester phosphodiesterase activity
Source: RefSeq, a predicted model, not a curated record